AUGUUGACCUGGAAUGUCUGUCGGUCUUCGAACAGCGCCUGUUCGAGAAGUUCGGCUCAGCCAGGCUCUGCAGGAAACUAUCAGUGGGGCCUGGAUGCUGGGAACCAUCAAGAUGGUUGGGACCCAUAUGCUGGGCUCCCAUCCCACUGGAACCACGAGGAUCGUAAUGAAGGAGAUCCCUGGUUAUGA
Suillus subalutaceus is the source of this 189-nucleotide messenger RNA. RefSeq lists its product as uncharacterized. The coding region runs from base 1 to 189 and encodes 62 amino acids. The transcript has a single exon. NCBI's taxonomy places the organism in Eukaryota, Fungi, Basidiomycota, Agaricomycetes, Boletales, Suillaceae. The record is from RefSeq and is a predicted model, not a curated record.